Molecule: messenger RNA, 2399 nt
Organism: Quercus robur (English oak)
Lineage: Eukaryota; Viridiplantae; Streptophyta; Magnoliopsida; Fagales; Fagaceae
Exons: 6
Coding region: 1118-2065 (315 amino acids)
Source: RefSeq, a predicted model, not a curated record
CCUUUGAAAGAGACAGACGAGUCUCAUAAAUGUUAAAUCUGGAAAUCUGAUGCCUAAAUUAUUGUUGGGUAUCAAAAUUCUCUCUCUUUCUCAGCCUAUUCUCUACAAAAUCGUUCUUUCUAGAACUAGUAGAACCCAAAGUGCCUAAACUCUGUUCCAAAUUCCAAUUCGACAAUUCUGAUAUUUCGGUAUGUCCAUCUAGCUCUCUCUAUCUGUUUUUGCUCUGCUUUUCUUUUUCCGGGAAAGUUGAUUCCUUUACAUUUUUUUUCUUUAAGAAAAUCGUCUUGAUUACCACUCGGACAAACCACCGAUAUUUUCUCCCAGAAAACAUGGGUUUAUCUUAAAAGAAACCAAUUCUCUGUCUCUCUCAAACCUUCCCCUUAUUUUCCUACACUUUGUUGGGCUUUCUUUUCCUUCAAAACCCAUCAAAUUCUGAUCCUUUUCUUCCAUUCUCCGGGUUUUGCUUUCUGGGUUUGAUUUAACUUGAAGAAUUAACGUUGAAUUGCUGUGACUUUUUGCGAUAAGUCUGUUCCUUGAAUUUCGAACAAAGCAGAGCUAGAGUUUUCUUUAAGGUUAGUGAAAAAAGAAGAAGAAAGAAAUAGGGAGAGUGUGCAAAGGGAACUGAAAAACAACCAUUCCUUUGGUACUGUUUUUUUUUUUUUAUUCUGUCGGAAACAAUUGGCUGGAAUUCAAACUCUCCGGUGUACGGAAAAGUUGUGGAAUAGAGCAACAUUGCCAACGAAGAAACUCUGUGAAAGAGAGAGAGAAAGAAAAAAGAAAGAAAAGAGAGAUAGAUAUUUAGUACCCGUGAAAUUUGCUGUCAAAAGGUUAAAAAAUAGGGGUCUUUGUAGAAUAAAUUCGCAUUUCCCUUUUUUUUUCCCUAUAGGUAGCUCUCUCUCUAACAGGGAAAUCAAAUCCCGUCAAUUUCUCUCUCCCUCCCUCUCUCUCUCUCUUCUGUUUUUGUCUGUUUUCUGCGUAUCCUCUGUUCUCUUUCUGUUUUCUGCGUAUCCUCUGUUCUCUUUCUGUUUUCUGCGUAUCCUCUGUUUUCAAGAGAGAAGCUGAAAGUUUGUCCAACUAUUUUCUGCUUCUUUCUGUCUUUAAAAUCUCACUAAAAACCAUGAUUUAUGAUAAAGGGCCAAUGCAAUCAAACCUUGAUUGCUUCCUUCACUGCACAACCCCUGUGGUCCAAUCCCAAUCUCUUCCCAAGACUGAGAUUAGAAACCUUAAUCGUCUAUGGCAUCCAUGGGAGAGAGAAACAGUUGAAUAUUUCACCUUAGGUGAUCUUUGGAAUUGCUAUGAUGAAUGGAGUGCAUAUGGGGCUGGAGUUCAGGUUGCCUUGAACAACGGCGAGACCUUAGUUCAGUAUUAUGUGCCUUAUCUCUCUGCAAUCCAGAUUUUCACAAGCAAUUCGUCUGUACACGGUUUGAGGGAAGAGACUGAGUCAGGGGACUAUGAGACGCGGUCCUUUAGUGAUUCGUGCAGCGAUGAGAGCGAGAGUGAUAAGUGGAGAUGGGAGGGAUGUUCGUCAGAGGACGGAGGGUCAGAGCAAGACAAUCUUUGUCACCCAAAUGAUAGAUUGGGGAACCUUUAUUUUCAGUACUUUGAGAGAUCAACUCCUUAUGGAAGAGUUCCUCUAAUGGAUAAGAUAAACGGCUUAGCUCAAAGAUAUCCUGGCUUGAUGUCAUUGAGGAGCGUGGAUCUUUCACCAGCAAGCUGGAUGGCAGUUGCUUGGUAUCCAAUAUAUCACAUUCCCAUGGGAAGAACCAUAAAGGAUUUGUCCACAUGCUUCCUCACUUAUCAUACCCUUUCAUCCUCAUUCCAAGAUAUGGACCUUGAAGAUGACCUUGAGAGUUCUGAUAGGAAGAGAAAGGAAGGGGAAGGCAUCUCUCUUCCUCCAUUUGGUUUGGCCACUUACAAGAUGCAAGGAAACGUGUGGAUAUCGGGCAAUCGUGGUCGGGACCAGGAGAGAUUGGUGUCACUUUUGAGUGUGGCAGAUUCAUGGCUAAAGCAAUUAAGGGUCCAGCACCAUGACUUCAACUACUUCACGGGGAUUCGGAGUGGCUAGAAUUACAACUUUAUAUGAUUCAGUUGGAAAGGAUUGACCAUUAAAAUCCUCUUUUUUGGAACCAUGGUUUUGUGCUCUUGAUCGGAGUUGAGUGUGAGGAUUUUGAUUGUAGUUUGACACUUCUCAGCAUUGAGCUUCAUAUAUAGGCUUUACUUAAGGGCCAGCCAAAUAUGUGAGAUUUCAUCCCAACGGUAUUUGAGGUUGAGUUUAACUCUCUUUGCUUUCUGUUUAGGCGGUAAAUAGGCUGUUUGUUGUAGAGAGAUAGAGAAGAGGCUUCUUCCACCAUGUAGUUUUAUGGAUUGUGUAACUAAUAUAUUCCUCUUCACCAUACAAA